Molecule: messenger RNA, 1035 nt
Organism: Etheostoma cragini (Arkansas darter)
Lineage: Eukaryota; Metazoa; Chordata; Actinopteri; Perciformes; Percidae
Gene: spc24
Product: SPC24 component of NDC80 kinetochore complex
Exons: 6
Coding region: 116-715 (199 amino acids)
Source: RefSeq, a predicted model, not a curated record
AAGAUGCACGAUAUCAGCCAAUGACCAAAGCGGAAGCAGAAAAGGCGCGCUUCUCUGACAGCUCCGUCUGGAUUUGAAUCCCGGGAAAGAGCUGUACGCGCUCAGUGUCCCCACGAUGGCUGAAGGUAACAAGUUCCAGGACUUGGAGGAGACGGGAGAGGCGCUGGUGGCCUACAUCAACAACAGCCAGCUGGAGAAACUGACACAAGUGAAGGAUGAACAUCACGCUUUCUUUGACAAACACGCGGAAACAAAAAAGAUUGUGACACAGAUUUUAAAAGAUGUGGCUCAGCUGGAGGAGAGCGCGGGCCAGAAGCUGCUGAACAUGGAGGAGGAGAAGAAGCGAAGGGAGGUGGAGCUGGAGAGCCUGGAGGAGCAGCUGAGGCAGUGCACGGCCCAGAGCCAAAUGACCGACUCAGAGCUACAAUUUGUGCAGCGCGAGUUGGAGAGUCUGAGAACAGCCGAACACGAGCUGGAGGAGCUUCAGAACGAAGUGGACGAAGACACGACCGAGGUCAUCCCCUCAGCCGUAUACGUGGCUCAGCUGUACCAGCUCAUAACCAAGAUCAAGUGGGAGUACGACACGCCGCCCAACAUCUUAAAAGGAGUCCACUACGGUGCCGACCUGGCGACGCCCAUCGACAUCGACACCUCUGUGCGAUCUCGGCGGGACGUAAGCGACCAGCUGUGGGGCUUUGUCAGCACUGAGUGGUAGCGGAAGAAGGGCGGGGCUUCAGAAACUACUUUAUUUGUCUGUAAAUAUGUUUGUUUUCUUCUGUUUGUCCAAUUCAUACUGUUUAUAUAAUUAAAUAUUUCAAACCCCGUUGGUUUAGUUGUUCUCUAAUUGGAUUUGAGCAACAUGGAUCCAUCAACUCAACUCUGUUUAUCCUGCACCUUUUGGCCAAAGGGCUUCACAGAUUAAACAAAACAAGACUAACCGUAAAAAAAUAGUUUUUAAGCUAUAAAAUGUUAGAAAUUAAAGCUUUUAGUGCGUAACUUUUUGAUAUGAAUGAACGUCCAUUGCAUUCAAGCCGU